Molecule: messenger RNA, 1259 nt
Organism: Daldinia caldariorum
Lineage: Eukaryota; Fungi; Ascomycota; Sordariomycetes; Xylariales; Hypoxylaceae
Product: mitochondrial hydrolase
Exons: 4
Coding region: 130-1086 (318 amino acids)
Cellular component (GO): mitochondrion
Source: RefSeq, a predicted model, not a curated record
UUUAAUCACUAGCAACCUACCAAAUUUCUCAUCGAGUCCCAUCGCAAACGCGUUUCGAACCCCUCCCACCUGGCGCAGUAGAACUGGUCGCGACAGACCUCACGCUACCAAACCGGCUCAGCGUUGAAAAUGGCGACUCGGCGCAUAAUCUCGCCGCGCUCGCCGUUGGGCUUGCCCUUCCGAGCUAUACUAUCGCGGCCGUAUUCCUCCACCAGCCCUGCGCGCGAGACCGUCCGGUUGGCGUUCGAUCACCACACGCCCCAGAAAGGACGUGUCGGCCCGACAGAGUCGCCCAUAAUAUUCAUGCAUGGCUUAUUCGGCUCCAAGAAGAACAACAGGACCGUGAGCAAAGUCUUGGCCCGCACUCUCGGGCGUCAUGUCUACGCGGUGGACCUGCGAAACCACGGCGAAAGCGGCCACGCGCCGCGCCACGAUUACCUCGCCAUGGCCGACGACGUCGCGGCCUUCAUCCACGACCGCGGCCUACGGGAACCCACUCUAAUCGGCCAUUCCAUGGGCGCGAAAACCGCCAUGACACUCAGCCUGAAAGAGCCGGGGCUGAUCAAGGACAUCGUGUCGGUGGACAACGCGCCGGUGGACGCGGUGCUCGGGACAUCGUUCGGGCGGUACAUCGAGGCGAUGCGGCGGAUCGAGGAGGCCGGGGUGGUGCGGAAGUCGGACGCGGACAAGAUGCUGGAGCAGUACGAGGAGAACCUCGGGGUGCGCCAUUUCCUGCUGGCCAACCUCCACCACGCGCACACCGAGGACGGCUCCGUCGACCCGACCUUCCGCUUCCGCGUCCCGCUCGACAUCCUCGCCCGCUCCCUCGGCCACAUCGGCGACUUCCCCUUCAAGGACCCGCAGGAGGCCCGCUUCGAGAAGCCCGCCCUGUUCGUCCGCGGCACCCGCAGCACGUACGUCCCCGACGAGGUCAUCCCGGUCAUCGGCCAGUUCUUCCCCCGCUUCGAGCUCGUGGAUAUCGAUGCCGGGCACUGGGUUAUCUCCGAGCAGCCGGAUAAGUUCAUUCGAGGUGAGUUGAGAAUCUUUGCGUAUGUUGUUCAUUUUUGGAGGCCGGGAGCUAACUAGAAUAACCAUCUGUAGCGGUCACUGAUUUCCUCACGCCGAAGGAAUGAUUUUUUUUUUUAAAGAGAGAAAGAGCGAAGUAAGUAAUGGGGAUAUAAGAACGGGCUUUGCAUAUAUUAUAUCUGCUUGUAUAAACGUGUACCAGUGCAUCAAGGGGGGAUAUCAUAUAGAGAAAG